This is a messenger RNA of Labeo rohita (rohu), 903 nucleotides long. Its product is annotated as sentrin-specific protease 2-like. Gene Ontology annotation, cellular component: nucleus. The transcript has 9 exons. Gene Ontology annotation, molecular function: deSUMOylase activity. Lineage: Eukaryota; Metazoa; Chordata; Actinopteri; Cypriniformes; Cyprinidae. Gene Ontology annotation, biological process: protein desumoylation. The record is from RefSeq and is a predicted model, not a curated record. The coding region runs from base 104 to 880 and encodes 258 amino acids.
CCAGUGUGCUCCACCAUCACCUGGCCUUACACCUCAGCCUACCCCCGGUUCUGCCACCCAAUCGAUCAUACAGUCUUCCCCCCAAAUACAGUGUUCUUCAGAGAUGUGUUUGUUGCAAGACAUAUGGGCAGGCAAAAUCGGUGGGAAACUGUGCAGCAAAGUUGGCCCAUACAAACUUUUUACCUGGGAUUUGGAACGUCUCAAACCUGGGGAGAAACUGGAAAGUGAGGUCAUUAAUGCGUACCUGACCUGCCUUGUGAGAAAUUUUUCAGGCAGGGCAUUUGUUCUGGAUUCCUUUCAAGCCACAAAUAUUUGGAAGAGGAAGGCCAAUUCAAUGAAAAGGGUGAAUCCUAAGACAUAUGACGUGCUGGUGGGGUCAGUUAAUGAGAAUGACCACUGGACACUCCUGAUGAUAUAUCCCAAAGAAAGAAGAAUUUUGUAUUUAAACUCCUUUGGUGAAAGCCGAGCCAAACUGCUUCACUCCAAAAAGGUUGUAAGUGAUUUUAUGGCCAGCAGAGUCACUCCAACUGCAGAGUGGCAAUGUCAAGCACUGCCACACAGCAUUCAGAAGGAUGGGACUUCAUGUGGCGUAUUUGUCUGCAAGUUUGCAGAAGCAGUUCUAAAUGGAGGCAGUUUGGAGUUUCAGUGCACUGAUGCAGACAUUGCUGUAAUGCGGCAAAACAUAGGCCUGUGUCUACUACAGCAAACAGAUGACCUGUCUGACCUAUGCUUGUCAUGUGGGGACAAAUAUCCUCAAACUCAGGACAACACUGACUCUUGGAUUGAAUGUGAGAGUUGCUAUGGCUGGUACCACUGGAAAUGUGUAAAUCAGCCCAAUGUGGAAGUGGUUUUCAUUUGCCAUGGGUGCAGAGGCCCUUAAUGUGUUAUGCCCAUGAAAAGCAU